CUCAAUGCAAACAAAAGACAAGUAUAACCAUGAAGAAGUAGAAAUUCAAAAGACCUACGAAACUAAACGGCAUUCUAAGAAACAGUUUCUUUUACAGUUUCGAUAAAAUGCCUUUCCUCAAAUCAUGGAUCAAAAUUAUUUUCAUCACUGCCGUGGCAUUUUUUAUUUUUUCUGAAACCGUUUUUGCACAAGUAGAAAUGGGUUCUGAUGAGCCAGACUGCUCAAGGUACGCAGGUCGCCUACAUCAGUGCAACCGACGGAUGUAUCCCAUCUGUGGAAGUGAUGGCCGCGAUUAUGGCAAUACAUGCGUUUUCUGCAGCUACAUGUUAGCAGGUCCUAGGAGUGAAUGAGAACUGGUAGAUCCAAAGUCAGUCAGCAUAGGAGAAAGUAAAGGAGAAUUAAAAUUUUCUCAUUAUGGUAACUGCUGAAUUUUGCUGAUAUACAUAUACUUGUGGCUUUUAUUGUAAUUCUAUCUUGCUGUGGAUCCUACAAUCAACUGAAAUCCUAAUCAGAGCAUGAAAUUACAAGUCAACCUGGAAAGCUUUCUGUGGAAUAUAAGAUGGGCUAUAAGAUGCUCAAAGAUCUUUCCCCUGAAAAUAUGUGACUGAAGGAUAGUUAUUCUCUGUUGAAUUUUUAAUGAAACUUUGGAAUAUUAUUUUAUUGAUUGUGCACUUGCUAAUAAAAGCCUAGCAUCAUUUAUAACCAUAAAUAUUUCAACCAAUGAAAUGUUAAAUGUUUUUUCUUCAUUGCAGUCUAUUCUUAAUUUGGCAGUAGGAUAAUGCAUCUCAAUACUUUGGAACUUGUAA
This is a messenger RNA of Octodon degus (degu), 806 nucleotides long. Its product is annotated as caltrin-like protein 1. The record is from RefSeq and is a predicted model, not a curated record. The transcript is spliced from 6 exons. The coding region runs from base 108 to 350 and encodes 80 amino acids. Gene Ontology annotation, molecular function: protein binding. Lineage: Eukaryota; Metazoa; Chordata; Mammalia; Rodentia; Octodontidae.